AUGUGCAAGAAGUUCCAUAAGAUAGAGUUCAAACACGUCCCAAGGAUCCAAAAUGAGUUUGCAGAUACUUUGGCCACUUUUUCUUCCAUGAUCCAACAUCCAGAUAAGAAUUACAUUGAUCCUAUUACUAUUCACGUACAUGAACAGCCCGCACAUUGCUUCUAUGUUGAAGAGAAAUUGGAUGGAAAUCCAUGGUAUACAAACAUACAGAGGUAUUUGAAAAGUAGAGACUAUCCUGAGAAUAUGACAAGUGUCCAAAAAUGUACCAUUCAGAGGCUAGCCAACCAAUUCUUCCUAAAUGGAGAAAUCCUGUACAGGAGGACUCCUGAUUUAGGAUUACUAAGAUGUGUCGAGGCCGAAAAGGCGUCUAGGCUGAUUGAAGAAGUACAUGCCAGAACAUGCAGUCCACAUAUGAACGGCUUCAUGUUGGAAAAAAGAUAUUAA
This is a messenger RNA of Capsicum annuum, 444 nucleotides long. RefSeq lists its product as uncharacterized. The record is from RefSeq and is a predicted model, not a curated record. The transcript has a single exon. Lineage: Eukaryota; Viridiplantae; Streptophyta; Magnoliopsida; Solanales; Solanaceae. The coding region runs from base 1 to 444 and encodes 147 amino acids.